CAUGCCGUCAGGUCAAUGCACUCACGCCACUCACAAGAGUAGGCCAGGUGAGUCUCAGGUAAGCUGUGAUGUCAUCAUGGUACUUUUGAACUCUCCGGUUGUAAAUCUAUAAAGGUGUGUACUUGCUGCUCAGGUAGCCGGCCAUUGUGUGUCUCUGUGUGUGUGCGCAUGAGUUAGUAGCGUCUGAGUGGUGGGGAAAACGAGAGACGUUGAAGUUGCUGCGAAUAAGCACCGAAAAUGGUCCAGGAGGUUUGAGUGGGUUACCUGAGAGAGACUGCUGGUCGCCAGCAUGUACCCUAACUCCCAGCCGGCCAGACUCCCGGCGCAGACGCUGCCUAUCAACAGUCAGUACAUGGUGCCUCCGUAUGACUUCACCGCUUACCAUCACAUGCCGGGAGUCGCCGACCCAUCCGCGAGUGCCUGGAAUCCCGUUUACCGCGAGGAGUACCCCUUCAACUUCCCGGGUUCCAGCCCUGGCGCCGGGCAGGUGAACUUCAACUCAGCAGAGCUGAGCGGCGUGUCCGCCGGCCUUGGAGGAGGAGCCCUCAACCACUACAACCUUUUCUCUAGUCAGGACCCCUUUUGCCGAAGGAGACCCCAUGAGCCCGCCAAGGUCCCGGCCCCUGCAGGAGGAAAGACUCGCACAAAGGAAAAAUACAGGGUGGUUUACACGGACCACCAGCGGCAGGAGCUGGAGAAUGAGUUUCAGUUCAACCGCUACAUCACAAUGAGGCGCAAGUCUGAGCUGUCCGUGGCACUGAAUCUCUCCGAAAGACAGGUGAAGAUCUGGUUUCAGAACAGACGCGCCAAAGAAAGGAAGAUACACAGGAAGAAGCUGCAAGAUUCCCAGCAGCCCUCCACGUCCACCUCCACCCCGCCUGUGCCCAGUGGGUCCAGUGACGGCCACAACGCACCAAGCCCAGGCGGCAAUAUUCUACCAAGUGCCAUAUCAGAAGAGUACAAGAUGGAGUUCAUAUGACUGGGAAGUUGUUUUUGUUUUUUUUUUUGUUUUUUAACAGAAUGAGAGAAGAGAUUAGUGAAGUGUUGAAAUGAUGAACUGUGAGCCAUUCCCAAUAAGGGCAUAAGUCUGAAAUGAACUAUUUUUUGACAACUUUAAUCUGUGAAUGCGGAUGACUGCGCAGACACUGUUAAGACCCCGAAUGAAGAGAUAUAAAUGGUCACAAUGAAGGAAAAUGUUAAAAUUGUUUGCCGAUGCUGGAAUUUCUUCUGUUUACUAUGCUUUAAAUAUUAAACAAUGUGAAUUGCACUUGAGCACAUCAGGGAUUACCACAAUGUAAAAAAAAAAAAUUUGAGGCAAGGAAAAUAUUUUUAUAUUGGAAACAAGAAGAAGGAACAGAAACUGUUCUGUUUGUCACAACGAAGGAAAGAUCAGCUUUCACAUUCAUAUUGACACAGAAAACAUCGGCUCAGUCAAAUGAGCAGCUGCGUCGUAUUGCACGCACCAAAUACUCUAUAUUACAAAGGUGCACAAAAUGUGUUGAUUUACAAUGGGGGCGGGGAAAAAAACAUUUGUGAAAGGAAUAAUUCCCAGCACAGUCAUGACCCUGGUUGAAGUGUGAAAGGUUUUGUGCUAACAGAAGUAUUAGAAAGACGGCAGCCACAUCCUGAGGAGCAGUUGCAAAUUGCCCAACAGCAUGUGACUCAUGAGCGAAUGGCCUUUAUACCUCCAUUCACACAUGCGCACACACUCUCGCACAUUUUCAGCAACUGUGUGAUUUACUGUGAAAUUU
This is a messenger RNA of Hippocampus zosterae (dwarf seahorse), 1751 nucleotides long. It is a transcript of the gene cdx1a, whose product is annotated as caudal type homeobox 1a. The transcript has 3 exons. The coding region runs from base 290 to 979 and encodes 229 amino acids. Lineage: Eukaryota; Metazoa; Chordata; Actinopteri; Syngnathiformes; Syngnathidae. Gene Ontology annotation, molecular function: DNA-binding transcription factor activity, RNA polymerase II-specific; RNA polymerase II transcription regulatory region sequence-specific DNA binding. Gene Ontology annotation, biological process: embryo development; animal organ morphogenesis; regulation of transcription by RNA polymerase II. Gene Ontology annotation, cellular component: nucleus. The record is from RefSeq and is a predicted model, not a curated record.